CCACCAUUACCAAUCGGAAGGGAGAAGGGAGCAGAGGACGAAGCAUGGACUGCUGCAUCUGCGGCCCCAUGGCCGCCAUCUACAGGCCUCCGAGGAACACCAUCUGCUCCCCUUGCUACGAAGGUGCCAAGUCCAUCAUCGCCUUCCUCAACAACGACGAGCGCGCCUCUGGUGAUGGCGGUGGCGGCAGCGACGGCUACCGGGGGUUGUUCAAGCACACCAACAGCUCCACCAAGGGCAUGGCAGAAGUAUGGGAGCAAGUAAAGGAGAUGAGAGACAGGGAGGAGGAGGCGAACCAGCGUGCAGGGUUCCUCGAGCAGGGCUUCGGGGCAGCCUGGAUGGAGGGAGCUCACACCGACAUCGUCGUCAAACCUGGAAAUGGACCCCCGAUCCCAGCGCACAAGGCCAUCCUGGCGGCGAGGUCGGAGGUGUUCCGGCACAUGCUCUGCUCCGACGAGUGCAAGGCGGCCCCCGCCGGCGACUGCGUCUCCCUCCCGGAGCUCGCGCACGACGAGCUCUCCCUCCUCCUGGCAUUCCUCUACACGGGCACGCUCGACGCCGCGGCGUCGGCCACGGCGACGGAGGCGUCGGAGCGGCGGCUGCACGCGCUCCUGGUGGCGGCGGACAAGUACGACGUGCCGUUCCUGGGACGGGCGUGCGAGGCGCGGCUGGCGGCGGCGGUGGAUCCCAGGAACGCGCUGCGGACGUUGGAGGUGGCCGACCGGGUCAGCUCGUGCGCGGCGCUCAAGGAGCGCGCCAUGGGCGCGGUGGUGGAGCACGCGGAGCAGGUGGUGUUCUCCGACGAGUACCACGACUUCGCCGUCAGGAACGCCGGCCUGUGCGUCGAGAUCACCAGGGCGCUGCUCGCCAAGGCCGCCGGCGCCAAGAGGGUGUGCACUGAGAAGUCUGAAGAUGUAUAUACUAGGUAG
Lolium rigidum is the source of this 929-nucleotide messenger RNA. Its product is annotated as BTB/POZ domain-containing protein At3g56230-like. The record is from RefSeq and is a predicted model, not a curated record. Lineage: Eukaryota; Viridiplantae; Streptophyta; Magnoliopsida; Poales; Poaceae. The coding region runs from base 45 to 929 and encodes 294 amino acids. Gene Ontology annotation, molecular function: protein binding. The transcript has 3 exons.